Porites evermanni is the source of this 12544-nucleotide messenger RNA. NCBI's taxonomy places the organism in Eukaryota, Metazoa, Cnidaria, Anthozoa, Scleractinia, Poritidae. The record is from the annotation of a GenBank genome assembly.
GUACUGUCUUUCAAGUCAAGUCGAAUUCUUUGGAAUUUUGUUCGAUCUCCUUUAAGUCCGACUAGAAUUCUAAAUUAUUUGGGUACAUGAAUGCUAUAUCGACCAGGGAAUCGUUCAAAAUACUUUAAUUUGAAAUCCUAUUCUGACGUUGGGGUUUUGACACGUGGUCACGUUCAACAUGACAAGCCUGUGGAUGGGAGAUGUAAGUUUAUGAUAGCAGUUUUUGAGAUGUUAUGGUAAAAUAGAAAAUCAGAAAUGGCUCGUUAUUUCUCCUCUGCGUUAGAGGCAUUAAAAUUUGCAGUACGACGAAUAGCAGUACAUGCGCACACAGUACAGAUGCCUACAAUUUUGUAGACUUGUCUCCCAACUUAUCAUAGUGAAAAGGAGUGAAUUCCCACAUCACCUCUGUGACCCUUAGCCCUACCUUGACUUCAUCCCAAGAUGGCUUAACUGCAGAAUGACUGCAUAUCUACUUACCCAGUUCUUUGAAGGUUACAACAUGGAAGGCAUGAUACUCUGGAGUGAAUUCCCUAAACCUUUGCUUUUGACCCUAAAUCUACAUGUAGCUUUAACUAUCAUCCUAGCCAUAUCUUGCAUAUUACAGCAGUGAUUUGGUAACUCUAGAUCUUAACUCACAGACAAGCGUGCACACGUCAAUGAAUUUUAUUGACGUUCACAGGGUGCAAAGAAAAUCAUUUUUACAGCUUUCCAUUCGAAGCUGAAGCUAGCAUUUACUAGACCAGAUGUCGCAUCAACUAGCCCUUAAAACGUUUUGACUAGCGGAAUUUAUUUCACAGUUCUUCUGUCAUUCGAAUUCCUCAAAAAACAUCACUUGCACUUUGGGCAAGUUAAAAACAGAAUUCACUUGCCCAAUAGCAAAAUCCACUAGCCCCAGGCAAUUGGACACCACUUUCUUUGCACGCUACAUUCAUCAACAAACUCCACAGUGAGUGGUUCAAUAUCCAGACCCCCACUACUGAGGGAAUUUCACUUAGGACCCCGCCACCUCCCUGGAUUUUCCACUUUUGUAGGGAGCUGAUGACCCCCUAACCCCUCCGUAAUUUCCACAAGUGUGACAAAGACCCCCCCCCCCCCCCCCCCCUGUAUUUCUUUUUUUUUUUUUAAAGGCACCGCCCCCCCCCGGAUCCACACUCUUUCCCCACCCGCCCCCCCUCCGAUCUAUUUUCCCCCUUUUUAGGGGGCCUAUGACCCCCCAACCCCCCCCUAAAUUCCCCAAAUGGGACAAAAACCCCCCCCCCCCCACUCCCCAACCCCACUAGAAAAGUUCAUUUUCACGAAGAAAGAUCAUAAAGUAAAAGAACGAAGUCAUUUACAGUUACUAUGCAACAUUUUCCAUUUAUUAAUUGAUCUCCCAACAUUAGAGCAUACCACACUACCUACAAAGUAACCUAAUCUGCAAAAUUUUGCUUAAUGUAGUGACAUUACACCUUUCUCCUGCUACUAGAAAAAGUUAAGUUGUAUAUUUGAAUUUACCUUCAUGUGCAAGAGGGGGCCUGGAUAUAUUUUCUGGAACCAUACAUUAGGGGUGGUAUAGUAAUUUUGGCAUUCCCCUAAGAGGAAAAUGAUCUAAGUUUUGUCACCACCUGAGAAAAACUCCAAUUAAGUUUUAAAUAAAUAAAAUUUAAUAAAGAGCCCAUAGAAUCAUCAGUGGCAAUCCUUGGGGGGUAACCUGGGGGAAAUAUGCAAGCAAGGUGCGGGAUUUGUUGACAUCUGCUGCAAAUUUUAUUCUAGGACAGGGGGGAUUGGAUUGUGUUUGAAUUAACAUACAUUAUUUUGUACAUAUCAGUUUUUUUUAUAUGUAAUAGCUUGACAGUUACAUGGAUGAAGCAUUUAUCAGUAGUGCCUUUGCAGCCAUGGGGGAAGCAGUGAUUUCAGUAAAGAUGAUAAAAAACAGAGCUACCGGGUAAUGUCUUUUGUAGCUACAAAAUUAGUUGAGACACUUUGCCGGAAAGGGGCUUCAGCUUUUUGAUGUUUUACGAACUUUAGAAGGGGAAAAUAAAGUUUUUCCGCCCCCAUCCCCUCCAUGCAAUUUUGUGCCGCUGUUCAAGCUACCUGUAGAAAACCACAAACACCUCAACUUUGAAUGGAGAGGAGGGGGGAGGGGUGUAGAUUCUUUUGUUCUCUGAAGUUACCUUAUUUGAGUAUAAUGUCUCAACAAUGUUGUCGCCGAUUGUACAAAUGUAGCUAGAACAAAAUGUUAACAUCAAACUAUUCAAUGUGCCAGUUGACCAUGAGAGACCUUGAAUUAUUAAAUUCCGUGGUUCUUCCUGAAAAAGAAGAUUUCUUUUUUCUUGGGCAUUAUUAAUAAUCAUUCUUAUUAGGGUUUAUUUAAGACAACUUUAGCUAGAUAUCAUUUCAUGCAGCUUUAGACUGGGGUGCUGUAAAUUCCUCAUGCUUUCUCUGUUGCAAAAGAGGGAGGUGAACAGUCAAACUCAAAAUGCAGUCUCUAAGCUCGAUAGAUGUUGCGGCAACAGAAAAUUUGAUGUGAAGAAACAGGAAAACUGCUACAAAGCGAGGACUGUGAAACACACACGUAUUGUUAUGGCUACUGCAGAAAAUUGAUGUGGUAGCAGACUGUGUAAAGCAUGAAGAAAAGUAGAAAAUUACAGAAGCACUUAAAGUGGACCAAUACAAUUGUACAGCCUAGUGCCUAACAGCUACCUGAGAUGUAAAAUACUUAUUGAAUGUGCAAAAAAGAAAACUAAAAAAAGUAAUAAAGGCACUAGUUAACGAAGAUGAGAAAGCAAAGAGAUGCUAUCCAGGCCUGGCAAAAAAAAUAAACUUAUAACUUAACACCUAAAUUUGCACAAAGAAUCUAAACAAUUGCAAAAGGAUAGGGUGAACUAUAUUUUGUGAAAAGGAAAAACAAAUUAUGGAAAAUUGUUACACUUGGAUCUUAUAGUGUUUGCUUACAUGUACAACAGGUGGUUGUUAAUGAGAGGUUGCAACAGUCACAGGAAAAUUUUGGUGUUUGGAUAGGUGUUGCUUGUGGGAGGUGGUCACUUACGAUAAGUGGUCACAAGUGGAGCUGGUUUGACUGUGUGUAAAGUUGUAUAGAGAGUGAGUGUGUACAUCUAGGCCACUUUGUUGUGUUUACUAACAAGUAUUUGUCACAUAUCAGGUCUCCAGCUGGUUACUGUUUUGUUGACUUUGGUGACUACACAGUCUCACAGAAGGUUAUGACUAAACUCAGUGGUUUGCCAAUUCCUGGGAGCAAUCCUGUAUGUAUAGUAUUUAUUAAAACAAUUAAAGCUGUAAGUGCAAGCUAGUAUACAGUGUAUAUAUGGUCAUUUCCUAAAGCAUAGUUUGCACUAAGUAUAACAUAUAGUCAUUUUUUAUAUUUUAAAUUUUGUUGUCCCAGAAUACAACCUUAGUCAUUCUCGCCAUGAAGAUUCUUUAGUUUGAACCCCCUCCCCUCAGGCCAGGACUGUGGACUAUACAUGUACUUUUUUAUUCAAGUAUUGUGUUUCUGGUGCUCUGGUAUAUGUACUGUACACUGUACAUGUGUGUCCAUGCCAAAAAAAGAGUGGAAUGGACUUUUUGUUAAAGUUACAUGGAGCAUAAUUUAAGAUAAUUUAUAAUUUUAAAAAUGAUUAACCUUAAUCUAUUCCAAUUUUACAGAUAAAGAGAUUUAAAUUAAAUUGGGCCACAUAUGGCAAGGAUUCAUUCACACAGUGAGUAAUUCAACAGUUUUCUUCCUUAGUUUGGUUCCGGUUGGUUUUCAUGAAAGUAUGCUAUGAUAAAUAUAUCUGAGAUUUCUCUGUUACACAGAUUUACGUUUUACACAUUCUCCAUUGCCUCAAAACCAUGUGAUGUCACAAACAAAUUAUAAUUGGAAUCUCAACCAUACAUGUAUACAUGUACUUUAUUGAUUUGUGAUUACUAGUGUAAAUAAGAUAGAGUAUAAGCAUUACAAUCCAUGUAUGUUACGCAUGUGAAUUUAAUCAUUAUGUCAUUUCAUUAAUACAGGGGACCAGAGUAUUCAAUAUUUGUGGGUGAUUUGUCUCCUGAUGUUACUGACGAUGCCCUUAAGGUAGGAUCUUGCAACUAUUACACUGUUAGUGACAUUUAACCCUUUGGUGAUGGGUGUGGUCAUUUUUAUGCAAUAUGGAGCAAUGCAGAUCCUGCAUUUCUGGACCAUUUUGCUUUCACUUCAAGUUAGUUAGGUUAUGUUAAGUUUAGUAAUUAGCACCAAAUUCAGGAAGGAUAGACAGGGGUUUCAAUAAGCACCGACGGCCAAGGAAAUAUGUUCUCUACUUUGCUUGUGGAAGUCGGCUACUUUUUUUAGAAAGAAGAAGGAAUCGAACUAGUUUGAAUAACUUUGUAAAGAAAAAAUAUAUCGUAAAAUCUGAAUGGGAACGUAAUUAUGAUGUGUGUGAUGUACAUGUGCCCACUAAUUUUCCACUGGUUUUACGUAAUGCCUUGGUCAUGCAAACACUAUAAUUAUUUCAGUCAAUUUUCACAAGUUUCUUUAUAGGUUUACGCAGAAUUUGUUAAUGCGCAAAAGUUAAGUUAGGUAAUGUAGUUUUCAUCAUUUGUUUAUUGCUUGCAGGAAUUGAUUGUGACUGAUAAAUCAAAAGUAGAAUGAAAGCUACACUUUCUUGAAUGCAGCUUGAACAUUUUUGAACGCUUGAACAUUCUUUUGUCCUCAAUUUAGUCUCCAGAACACUGAAAAUCGCAAUUUAGGGCUUUGAAAUUUCAAAAUUUUCUGGGGUGGCAUGUCCCCAGACACCCCCCCUGCUGGCCACUUCAAUUCUUAUUGAAAACCCUGGAUAGAUAUUCACACAGGUACAGCUGUACCUCAUUUUGGAAUCUCUGACCAAUUCUUCUAAUCCUGCUGGAGUUAAACACAUACACACAAAAGAAAACAAAACAAUUUGUGUACUUUGGUAGAACUAAGGAGUUUGUUACAUGUAGCAGGGCUCAAUAAGUGAUGGUCAAUAAAAUUAUUUUAUUUUAUAGACAUCAGACUUUUCUUGAAUUUAUUAGCUCUUCAUUCACUAAAGGCUCUCUGAAGAAGAUUCCUUUUUGCUUACAAGGAAAUCCCUCCUUAAGAAACUUAGCAAAAGGGGUGCAAUAAAAAGCAUCCCAGGUACACUGUAAUUUGAAAAGUGGCACUGUUCACAUAAAAAUAAUAAUGUAACCAUGUAAAUACAUCUGUAAAUGCUUUUUUCAGGAGUUCUUCCAGAGAAAGUUUCCAUCAUGCAAGGCUGCUAAAGGUACAGUACAAUGCAUGUGGUGAUGUUACUUUCAUGAUAUAAUCAAUUAUCUGUUGUAGUUUAAUUUUAUCUGUAGUUUUAUUUUGUUGUCCGUUUAAUAUUGGGUGGAUAUGGUAAUGUCAGUUUAAAACUAUGAAAUAUAUUCAAACCAACAAAAUAAUUUUUAAUUGCCGCAUAUCGAUGGAAAUUUUUAGGAAGGAUUGGGGAGAGGAGGGGAUGGCAUCUAAAACCAAUUUCCUCUUCAUGAGUGCUGUUGAAGUUGAGGCCUGAGGGAUAGAGUGGAGGGGGACAUUUGUGAAUGGGGUGUAAACUAAUUUAUUCUCUGUCCAUAACAAGCUGGGUUGGCAGAACACAUGAAACUUCACUUUAGGAUUCACUUUGCAGUUUUUGUCUGUUUGAGCUUAAAGUUUGCAGGGUAGUAGAACUUUCUAUUCCAAACAUUUGCAUGAUUUUUGGUUUAAACAGUUUUAAGUGGGAAAAUGAUAUUGCAAGAUUGACAGCAGAACUUAUUGAAUGUGAACUUACAUAAAGAUGUAACAAACAAAGAGAUUUUAUAGAGCACAACUCGACCUAAUCAAAUGUGAAAAAUUUUUUUGGAGAGGUAAAAAAUAAUAUUAAGCUUUGAUUUUUGAAUUUCCCAACAUUUUGUUAAUAUUUUUAGAAACGCGAGUACAUCAAAAGGCAACAAUGUACAUGUAUAUCUCAUUAAAAGCAACUAAGCUCUACAUGUUUAUUACUGUUCUGCAAAAAUUGCCGUCAGUAUAGAACAUGAAAGUGAACUACUCAAGUGUGUUUAACUGUUUUCAUGUCAGCAUUUUUUAAUGUCAAAUUAUAGAAAUUUUUUUGUGGUUUAUGGUUGUCAUGUAUGUAAGUUGAAUCAUACUGCUGGGAUAAAUACAAACAAUGUAGUUUGAUAAUUAAUGCAGGUUUUUUCAGCCAAGUAAAUUAAGGCAAUUUCAAAAUGUCGAUCCUAAAUUUUUUGUUACUCAAUUAAGAGAGGUUAAUUCAGAUCACAUGAAUAAAAAGUUGGAUUAACAUACUUUAGGUUUAAUCUAAUAUGAAUCUGCUCAGUGCACUUGAAAAUUAGUACAAGGGUUGAGACACAAUGUUUAGAAACUAAAAAUUUAAAAAUUGACCUUUUUGAGAAGUUUGACAAUACAUUGCCUGAGGUUUUUUUUUUCAUUGUUAUUGCAGUUGUUCUGGACACAGCAGGAAACUCCAGGUACCUUGAUGAGUUUCAAACUUUUUGUCAUAAGAGUGCUAUACGUAUCAUUAUAAUUUUUUAAUGUUUUGGCUUGAUUUUAUGUUUGCAGAGGCUUUGUUUUAUGUUUGUUUGUGUAUAAUGAUAAUGAGUCUGAAAUACAAUAAUUGAAAUAAAGUUAUUGUUGUUGUUUGUUGUUGAACCACAGUUAAUAUAAUUAUGGUUUUGUAUUUUUUGAAUGUUCUGGGAGUGUGUUUUUGGGCAAACAGUCUUUGAGUUAUUGAGAGAAACUUAUGAAUAAAUUGAAAUGACCUAGGGAGCAAAAGACCUGAUAUGGCAGGAGGUUUGAGUUAUUGAGAAUACCAUUAAGGUGCACCAGUGUACUGAAAAAAAAAAUUAAGCACACGUAGAUGCAGUCAAAGGUGUCUCACCUUACACAGUCACAUAAUUUACUAAUUUACAGUGCUACCUUGAAUUAUGUAAAAUGGUGUGAAAUUUCUGUAUUGUAGAGGAUAUGGUUUUGUGAGGUUUACUGAUGAGAUGGAACACAGGCAAGCCAUGAUUGAUAUGCAAGGUGCUGUGGGUUGUGGAUCCAAACCCUUGAGAGUUAGUGCUGCAACACCGAAGAGGUAAUAUAGAGACACAUUAACUGAUCUAUAAUAAACUGUCAAUUCUGAAACAUAUCUUGUGAGAUUCUCUUGCAAACCCCAAGUGCUUUUUUCUCUAUACUCAGAUUGUGAUACUAAAGAUUGCAUGUGGCUAAAUGUGAUUUAGGCAAAGUUAACCUCAAAGUAAUGCUGGUCAGCAGUUUCCCCAGCUAUACUAGGGGUAUUAAGCAUUGGUCAGUAAGUAUUCCACUGAAUUGUUCAGUGUGACUGUGCCUGGUGGGGGCAUCCUUGCAGGAUUGCCACGGAAACCUCCUGCUCAUGCUAGAGCAUUGCCCGGCUCCACCAACUUUGUAGGCACCAAUGCCCAGGAUCAUCUAUUGGUGAUCAGUUUAAACUUUAUUAAUGCUUGUGGUAAUUAAAGGUAAUGAAGCUUCGCUCAAACAAACGUAAAUUCUUUAUCGCUUAAAUAACCGCACUGCGACACCUAAAGGUGACAAACUGUAAGAAAGAAUGUGAAGCUAAAAUAACAGUGGAAAAUAUAUCUGACCCAACCCCAUUAACCCUAAUGUAAGGAAAAGUUACUUAUAUGCAGUGAGGGAAAUUAAUGCCAAAAAGGGGGCAACAUUCUAAAUAAAAUGAAGCAAAUUGCAUUUCUUUUUGUACAUUUAGCAUUCUAAAAAUAUUAAUCCAACACAGUGAGAAUAUUUUCAGUGGGAAAUCAAGUAUGGUAGUUCUACAGUGUAAUAAUGAGGGUGUGCAAAAAUUGUUUAGGAUUUAAAUCUACUCAAACCAGAGGUAGCCCAAGCUCACAAGUGUGCCUAUAAAUUAUAUUGUUAUUGAAUAACAUUAAAUUAUAGGGGUUCAGGGUUCAUGUCAGUAUUAUCAUUAUUAUAUGCAGUUAGUUGGUGGGGAAUAGAACAGCUAGGAAGUUGUUUUGGUUCCAUUUUCUUUUUGUUUCCUAUAGAAGUAGCCAGGGGUCAAUUUUGUAGCAGCCAUGGGAACUUAGUGAGAGCUUAAGGGGUUGUAUGUUUUGUUCUAGCGACUGCUAUUUUGGAGUCAAAAUAACAAUGAACAGGCUGCAGAAUUCCUUACCUUGUCUCCAUCUGUUACCUAUUAUUUACCCCUGACAUUUGAGUGAUUCCUGCAAGUUUUAGUUGUGUCAUUUUCCUCAGUUUACACUUAAAUAAAAUGUAUUUUCUUGUGCCCAAACUAAGUUGGUUUUGCUUUUUUGUGCCAGACCUCAAACUUCUACAGCAGCCUCUACAUCAGCAUAUAGCAGCUCCUCUGCAGCAGCAGCAACAGCAACAGCAAACCAGCAAUACAUGCAACAGUACCAGCAAUAUCAGCAAUAUCUUGCAGCAUGGCAGGGAUACCAACAGCAACAGCAACAACAGCAUCUUCAACAACAACAUCAGUAUUUUCAUCACUACCAGCAUUACAAUCCAUAUGGGCAGACAGCUUAUCAUUCACAAAUGGUAACCUUUUUAAUACAUCACGCACUAACCUUUAAUUAAUAGUCCUUUCUAUUUGUCAGAACUUAACGGCCACACCAUUGCUGUCAUUGUGAGAAUUUCACUUUUAAUCAACACUAUUCUGCCAGAUCAGUGAAAUCCCUAAUAUUGUGCCCUAAGGAGAUGGGUUUUAAGCAAAAAUUCUUGGAAAAAGCCCAUUAAUUUUAACUUUCAAACUGACUGUCUGGCAAUGGUUGGCAAUUCUGACAAAUGUAAAGUGCCCAUAGAAACCUUUCUAACUUUUGGAGUCUAUGGUUGAGAUCCUGAUGUAGUUUUUUUUAUUUUAUUUUAUUUUUAUUUUUUUUUCAUGAGAUAGUUUUUCAUUGGUACUUCCCUGUGCUGUGUUUUACAUUGUAAAGCUGUCCAAAGGGUUAUAAACUUUUUAGUCUUUAGAAUUAAAUCAUUAAUUAAGUGACCAAGACUGCAUGUGUAAAUAUUGUUGUAUAAAGUGAUUCUAACUUUGGUUUCUAUUAGUAUGUUGCCUGUUGAGUGGAAAAGUGUACUUCAAAAUGAAAAUGCAUAUGUUCAAAUAAUGAAGCAACAAAAUGCUAGUUGCAAGUUAGGUAUGCAUUGUAAGCAAAUGUGAUGAAAAGCCUACAAAAAUCAUUUGUAUAAACGGUCCUUAGUCUCUGAUACCAGAUCGUAAUAAUUUAAUCAUGACUUAGAUCAGUAAUAAUUAUGUUGUGGAUUGAGGUCUCAUGGUACAUGCUGCCAGGCCGUAACCAUGCAAGUACAUGUGUUUAUCUGCACGCUGUCUUGUCAUGCUGUAGGUGCCGUUAGAAUCCGGCACCUUCCAAGACAGUGCUGCCAACGUUUUGAAUGUGGCGCUACUACACUGUAUCAGGAACUCCGCAGAAUUAGGUCAUUUGAAGAGUUAGUUGACAAAUCACCUUAAAAUUAAGGCGAGGGCAAGGCUGUGUUCUUAGUGACCCUUCCCUGCUGAAUACUGUAGAAGGAAGUAAAUAAUCACUGUAUUAGAAAACGGUUUGAACCAGUUAGCAGUCAUGCCAUAAGUAGGUGGAAUAAUUAAAAUCGUUCAGGUGAGUGUAGUCCUGAUUAGGACUGUUGUUCGCAGUACAGAUCGUCGAAACGUCAGUUAUUAUCAACAACUGCCCAAUCAGGACUGAACUCACCCGGCCACCUAGUACUUAUAGUCACUCUCUGUCAUGUAGUCAGGUGUACAAGCCAGAUUGAAAGUAGCUGCGCUGACAUUCGUUUCUGACGUGAAGAAGAACUAGUUCUAAGACGCUGUUUUUCUUUUGCAGAGUUACGAGGAGCCAACUGUAACAGUGGACAACACCGCAGAAGGUAAAAAUAAUUUAUUCUUGUAGAUAGUUUUAACAAGUGAAAAAUCUCUGAUUUUAUAGUCAGCAAGCAUUGCCCAUUUGUUUUAGGCCGAAUACAAAACACUAUCAACUUUGAUCGGCAACAAAGAAAAUACACAGUCAUUAUGUUACUAGUUCUUUAAUUUUUUGAACAAAAGCUUUAAAACACUGCACCAAAUAAUUCAUUUUUGUUUUUAUUUGUUCGUUUUCUUACUUUCCUAGAUCCUAAUCCACCUCUAAACAUAACAGAAGAAAACAAAAGCAUUAUGUCAAGCGAGGCCGUAAGUUGAACAAAUUUUAGUUAUUCCUGAGUCAAAUAACCUCAUCAUGAAACUUUUGGGUGUUGCUCGCAUUCUGUUUUUCGCGCGGCUUGCUUCUUGCUAUGUUGCCUGUCCCAGACUUAGCUUACACGUACAUAAGUUGUAAGAACUGACUACAAAACGUCCUUCCCAGAGCCCCCUUCGCAGCCGUUCUUUGUGUUGUCAGGUAACGCGGGAAGAGCGUUGUUUAACAACACAAGGAACGGCUGCGUUGGUGUCGAGCUGUAGAUUUUAGAUUCUUCAUGUCUACGCGAUUCUGGGGAUUGAAACCUAAAAUGUUGUAAAUCGAAUGUUCCGUCAGUUCACGGGUUUUCUUUCUUGAGUCUUUAAAACGGAACGAACCUUAAUAACCGUAAGUUCGUUUACUUCGAAGAGAAAGAAGGAAAACGUCCAGGACCAGGGGUCGAUUCUCGAUAAUUCAGAGGACUCAUUUUGUUCCCGAGAACUCCAAACAACUAUAUGUAACAUCAGAAACUGAAUCGGAGAAUUGUAGUGGGGGAUUAUUUUUAGACCGAACUGAAGCCCGUAGGACCUUGAAAAAUUAUUUUCGUGGCCGGCUUAGGGUCUGGAUGAGCUGGAGCCCGACGUAAUGAAUCCGCCACUGAAUGGUGUUCGUACAUUCCUUCUAUUUCGUUAUACAUUUGUAAUAAUAAAUAUUUUGUACCUAUUCCUGUUUGAAACUGCUCAUCCUACCUAACGUUUCUGUUUACGACAGGAUUUUUUCUACGAACUGGAACAGUCAAGAUGGCAACCGGUAGAGACGCUUAGUUCAGGAGCUAAAACUGUUCCCGCAUAGCUUUGUGUAUCACAUAGUAUUAAACCGUCUGGUCAGAAAUCGUAAUUUAUUGUCAUUUUAUCGCUGUUCAAGUUCUUUCAGUGUCCCUCAGUCAAAACAAAAAUGCAAAAUUUGCAGCUUCUUAUUUUGGUACAGUACUGUCUUUUGAUUUAGAGCACAUUAAAACGCUCUCAAGACCAUUUACAGGCACCGCGGCUGUGUCCAGGUGAGUCCGUUCAGGGUUACAAACGUGUGCGUCUACUGCUGUUCACACGAGAACGAUGUCAAUCCGUUUACGAACCUUAUUCACACUGGAGACCGGUAAAGACGACCGUUUACACUGUUCAAAGAAAGACCCAUAAUUUUGCACGUAUGCGUUUAUAAGCUCCAACGGACUCAUGUAGACAAAUAAAAUUAUUGCAAAGAGGCGUUUUGCCAGAAAAAGGGUUUUCCUGUGGUAAUAGGGAGUUUUAGCAAUAAUGUCAGCGACGCUAACACAAAGCAAGAAACUUGCUAGUGCCCUUAUACCUGGGGCCGCUUCCCGGAAAUAUAGUUAAGUUUAAUCCAUGAUUAUGCCAAAUUUUAAGCAGAGUAUUUUAGUCUCAGGCUAUGUUCACACUGUACUGGAUAGCUUUUGCGCAUGCACGAAAAUCAUACCCGACACUAGGGCUUUUGUUCACGGUCACAUAAAAACGGUGAUUUCCGCGCGGUUUCUGUAAGGGAUCGACACUGCGCUGCGCCAAUCUCGAAAGUCGAGUGUCACGUGUGGUAGAGGUUCUUUGUUACACACUUGGUGUAUUGUGAACAGGUAUUCGAACCUUAUAUAGAGGAAGUAAAUAAGUAGGAAAGAGGACUGGAACCCGGCGCUGAGACGGAAGUAACCGCUCUUGUACGAUCGGUUCAAUGUGUGUGAACGACUUGCUCCACUACUGUGCUAUUGCUGUCCAUACUAUAAUGGAUAGGCUUGCUUUUCGUGUUGGCACUCAAAGAUAUUCGGUAUAGUGUAAACAAAACCUUAGAACGUCGUGUAUUCGAGCUUUCCAAACAUUUUGGAGCCUUCCCUUUGAGAUACAGUUGUGAAGACAAAAUGAUACUGUGUAAACAAUUCAUUGAAUCUAUAGAAAUGAGAACAGAAUCUUGGGGCAAAAUUUAAAUCGUGGAUAAGUGCUUAUCGGCUUUUCAGGAACCCUACAGUUGACAUGCUCGCCCUUUUCUCGCCGUUCCCUGCAAAACAGGAACGUCUGGCCCUAGCUCUUCAAAAGGUGGAUAACGUUAUUGAGUUAUCCGGUGGAUAACGUAAUUGGUUUCUUUAGUUUAUACUUGUCCCCGCUGGAUAGUGACUCACUCGGUGGAUAGGCCUAUCCAAUGUUUGAACAACUGGGGCCGGAUGAUCAAAUUUACAGCUUUACGAAGAUGAACAUUCAGCUGUUGAUUGUAAUUCUGUAUUACAAAUUCAGAAUUACAUGAAUUGAAAUGAAACGAAAUAGCGCGAAUUGGUUUGAGGCCAUCGUUAUUGCUAAACGUUCCUGUUCUUUACCGCUGCGAUUACCCAAGUCAAACGAGC